This is a messenger RNA of Linum trigynum, 2491 nucleotides long. The record is from the annotation of a GenBank genome assembly. Lineage: Eukaryota; Viridiplantae; Streptophyta; Magnoliopsida; Malpighiales; Linaceae.
CAAAUUUGAUUUGAUGUUUAGAAUAACGUGAGUGUCAAUUAUCUCACAAUCACCAACCACCAAACGCUAAACCAAAAUAUAUGUUAAUGAAUGAGAAAAAGUAUCACAUUUGGUGUCAGGGAAGAGAAACUUACGCGAUCUUCAAUCAGUAUCCAAACUACUCACCCAAGGUCAGGGCUUGGUGAAUUAAUUAGUGGCCAAAUUCCUAUAAUAUAUAAAGAUUUUAGAGUUAGUUGAAGAAAAUUAAUCACUCUGCAUUUAAACAUCAUAAUAGAAAAACAACAAAGUCCGCAGCACAUUAUACUUGUUGUAGGUUCCAAUUUCUGCACCAUGUUUCAGGUUAUAUUUGGUUGGUAUCGAACCUCAUAAGGCUUUUGUCACUUUAUUUGUCUCCCCACUCCUCUUUCUAUCCUUUCUCCUUUCCUAUUAAUUAGUUUGUAAGAGGUGAUAUUAACCUAGGAUAGAGAAAAGACAUAAGUUAAAGCAAUGAAUUCAAAAAAAUUAGCUAAUUGUAUUAACGAAGAACCAUAAUAUAUCACCCUGACUUAAGGGGAACCAUAAUAAAUAAGCAAAUUUACCCAAACAAAAAAAAAGUAACAAAGCAGCAAAUAAAGGACAACAUCCAGGGUAAGAACCAAUAAAAAGAUGUUGUUCUUGAAAAAUAUGCACACUCUGAUGACAACAACGAUGAUGCAUGCAGAGCAUCUAUCUGAACUGGGGUUUCAACUUUCAAACUCUAAACACCCAAAUUGGUUGAGCAAUAGAUAGGUAUUCUCAAUUCGGAGGGUGCAUUCGAAAGAGCAGCUACCAAAACCAGAAAAUGCAAUCGAAAGAGCAAAAAAAGAAACUGCAUUCAACCUUUCAAUUACCUCGGAUGAUGAAGCGAGCAAACUGUAUCAAUUUUCAUGAAUAGGGAGCAAAAGAUCAAGCAUCGUGCCUCUUUGGCUAUGGUACGUCUGGACUCAACACAAAAGACAUCAGCUUUUUUUUCUCUCCACUUUCCACCCAGAUUUGAUUGAAUUAAAGGAAUUACCCGAUCUCUGUUCUUUGUUGAAUUGGGAUGAUGACUUCAAUUCGAUUGCAGAUAUUGGUGUGAUAACUGGGGCUUCACUUGUUCAUCUUCCCUCCCUUCGCGGCAGGAGCUCGAAGCAUAUACAAAUGCGGGAAUUAAAGCAAUUAGCUUCGACGGCGUACCGCGGCGUGGCUGAAAUUCCUUCGACAGACUCGUGGUAGAGAUGAUGGGAGUUAGGCGACGGGCUAUUGUAUCGGAAUUUGGUGGAGGAGAAGAAGAGGUUUCUUGAACCCUUUGGCUGCUCCGCCCGUAACUGAACCACCAGAGAAUACCUAGUCUGGCGUUGCUCGCGGUAGGAUCGACGAUCAGUGAAAGUGAGCGGGGAGGGAUAAAUUAAAUGGGCCGGAAUGAAGACCCAGGUGUUUGUUUUUACAUUUUGCGCGCAGCCCAGGCAAGGUGCAGGCCGGCAGACAGCGGAGAAAUUUUUUGCCGCUACUUCCAAAAAUACCCCUCCGAGAAACGCUCUGGAAGCAGGAAUUUUGAAAUGGGGGUUCUGUUUUUUGCUUCGACGUAUUAUAGUUUGUGUUGAUUAUAAGUAGUCUGGAUACCAAUUGCUAUCGGGGCCGGCGGCGGUUUCUUCUCGCAUUCCUAGGGUUUGUCUUCCUCGAUUUCAAUCCGAUCAACAUGCCUUCCACUUCUACAAUUCUCGUUUUUAUGGUCUGGAUCUAAUUCGUCUUCGAAACGUUAUGGUUGCAGGGUUUUUGGGAUCAGACGAGCAAUGGACGAACAAGGCUCCGAUAACAUAAAGAAGUGGAUUGUGCUGUAUCCGGUCUACAUGAACUCCAAGAAGACCAUCGCCGAUGGAAGAAGAAUCGGCGCUCUGAAGGCUUGCGAGAAUCCCACUUGUAUUGAGAUUGCCGAUUGCUGCAAGCACCUCAGCCUCCGCUGUGCAAUUGAGCUUGAUAAAGCGUAUCCACGGGAUUUCAUGCAAAGAGGGAGGGUGAGAGUGUUGCUGAAAAGGGAAGAUGGAACGCCCUACAAUCCUUCAAUUCCUACCAGAAAAGAACUAAUGCUCCGUGUAGCUGAGCUGGUUCCUCGGCAUCCAGGACGAACCAGGAAGCAGGAACCUGCAUCUACAUCAAGUUCUGGAGCAUCCAAGUCUGAAAAGGGUAGAAAGAAGAAGAGGUAGUAGCUCCUAUAGACGUCAUCUUUUUGACAGCGUAGGUCAUGCUAGAGCGGAGCCGCUAUGAAAGCGAUGCCCUGCAACUGUAUCUGAGAAAUCAGUUCACUGACACAUGUAUUUAUUUGUCUCUACAACCAUUCAGAGUGUAUUUCACAGAUACUGAAAGAAACUUCUGAACCAACCUCCGGGUAGAAACUUGUUCGAGCUUAGUUUGAUUGGAACAUAGAUGAUGUUGUCUCCUGCAACAGGGUUUUCCAUUUGCAGUAUUACUGUCCAGUUGUGCUGAUGGUUGAACU